This is a messenger RNA of Necator americanus (New World hookworm), 300 nucleotides long. RefSeq lists its product as uncharacterized. The coding region runs from base 1 to 300 and encodes 99 amino acids. Lineage: Eukaryota; Metazoa; Nematoda; Chromadorea; Rhabditida; Ancylostomatidae. The transcript has a single exon. The record is from RefSeq and is a predicted model, not a curated record.
AUGAUAAAGGAAGACCUUAAAGAGAGAAGAACAGAAAUGCUGGCUGAAGCUGCAGAGGCGGGUAAAAGCAUCCCCUAUGCCCGUCGAGGCUUCGCCAGUCGCAAGGCAAGGAUGAGUGCUCUCCAGAACCCGAAGAGAACAAUCAUUGCAUCCAGAAGGGGAAUGGAGAAAAUCAUCUACGGCUUCUACUCUGAUCUCUUCGACAACCAUGUCCAUUUGCCACCUCACCAUCUGAGAGAAGAUGGACAUUCAUUCCAGAGGUUCUCCCGUCCGAAGUACGACAUGCUAUCAUGUAGGUAA